UUGGUGAAGGAGACAAAAGGGUCUGAUAUGGACGUAGGCGGAAGCGAUAAUGGGGCUGAAAUGAUAAAUUCAUUAGAGGGAAAACUAGGGCAUGAGAAAGUAAAGAGCGAAGGGUCAUCGAAGAAAAUGCAAAAAGGAGAGGCUGAGGGUGGUGUCCGUGGUGGAGUUGAAUCAAACAAGAUUGAACAAGGAAAAUCAUAUUCAUAUAGCGACCUGUUUUUCUUCACAAACAUCACAAUACCUAUCUCUAGUCUACUGCAUUCAUUUUCGAAUUUGAAUUGGCUUGGGUUUUAUUAUUGUGAUGUUUGUGAGGAACAAAAGGUACUGAUAUGAAGCGAACGGCGAUGACGAGGACGCCACUUCUGGAAAUACAGCCACGGCCUGUUGAAGAACAACAUAAAUAUCGACAAUACAUUUAAUGUGAUUAACUUUGGAGCUAUUGGAGAUGGACAGAAAGAUGAUUCUAAGGUUUUCUUUUCAUUCUCUCUGCUCUCUGUGCUGCUAAUUUUAACUAGACAUUGUUUAGGAUUGAUGUUGCAGGCCUACUGAUAAUAUGUGCUUGGUCUAAUGGUGUGUAUGUAUUUUAGAUGUUUAAGCAUGCCUGGGAUGCUGCUUGUGAUUCUUCAGCUCCAUCACCAACCUUUCUUGUGCCUCGAGGGAAGACGUAUCUGCUGCAACCUUUAACUUUCAAUGGCAAACAUUGCAACUCUAAUAACAUUACUUUGCAGAUUGAUGGGAGAAUCAUAGCCCCAACCAAACCUUCUGCAUGGGACUGUGAAACAAAUUGUAACCAUUGGAUUGGCUUUGAAAAUUUCGAUGGUCUGCACAUUCAAGGAUCUGGUACCAUCAAUGGCCAGGGAGAUAAAUGGUGGAAACUUUCUUGCAAAGAUAACGAAAAGUCCUGUCAACAUCGGAAACCAACGGGAUUCAUGAUAGGACACUCCAAGAAUGUAGAUAUCAAAGGUUUAACCUUUGAAGACAGUCCACAAAUGCACAUUGCAUUCGAAAGCUCUACUUUGAUUCAUGCCACUGAACUUACAAUCCGAGCUCCGGGACACAGUCCCAACACUGACGGAAUUCACAUCCAACGUUCCACCAAUGUCUCUAUAGAUAAUUCAACCAUUCAAACCGGUGAUGAUUGCAUAUCAAUUGGCAAUGAAUCUAAAUACAUUAACAUUAGUAACAUCGAAUGCGGUCCAGGUCACGGAAUAAGCAUUGGGAGCCUUGGAAUUAUGGGAAAAACUGAGGAAGUUGAAUUUGUUCAUGUAAGAAAUGUUACAUUCCAUGGAACAACUAAUGGAGUUAGAAUCAAAACUUGGCAGGGAGGACACGGUCAUGCGAGGAACAUUAAAUUUGAAGAUAUAACUUCCCAUUCUUCGACUCGACCUAUUGUUAUCGAUCAGUAUUAUUGCCCCCAUAAACAAUGCAAGAACCAAACAUCAGCUGUGGAGAUCAGCAAUAUAGCUUAUGAAAAUAUCAACGGCACAUCACCUAAAGAAAUAGCAGUGCAGCUUUCAUGCAGUGAGUCUGUUCCAUGCAAAAAUAUCACCAUGAAAGACAUUAACUUGAUAUACGAGAAGCAUAAAGACAAAACGUCAUCGUAUUGUCUUAAUGCCCGUGGCUUGAGAAACGGAAGGGUCCAUCCAAGUGUAUCUUGUUUGCAAGAAGAAGAUAAUUUUUAGGCUUUUUUUCUUUUUUAAUGAGUUCAUAGUAUAUUGUUUAUAACAUGAUAAUUAUUUUUAGGUUUUUUUUUAAUUAGUAAAUAGUAUUUUUAGGUUUAAUGUAUCAUCUAUUAUCACAUAUAAUAAAAAUAUUAGUAUAGAUGAAGUUUUCACUAA
Molecule: messenger RNA, 1838 nt
Organism: Gossypium raimondii (Peruvian cotton)
Lineage: Eukaryota; Viridiplantae; Streptophyta; Magnoliopsida; Malvales; Malvaceae
Product: probable polygalacturonase At1g80170
Exons: 9
Coding region: 588-1682 (364 amino acids)
Biological process (GO): carbohydrate metabolic process
Molecular function (GO): polygalacturonase activity
Source: RefSeq, a predicted model, not a curated record